Molecule: messenger RNA, 1811 nt
Organism: Toxorhynchites rutilus septentrionalis
Lineage: Eukaryota; Metazoa; Arthropoda; Insecta; Diptera; Culicidae
Product: F-box/LRR-repeat protein 20-like
Exons: 2
Coding region: 134-1696 (520 amino acids)
Molecular function (GO): protein binding
Source: RefSeq, a predicted model, not a curated record
AUCAUCACUGUCAAAACUCUGCUCUCCUUUCAUGUUGAUAUCUAGCCACUAAUAUGCCGGCUGUGUAUGAUUUCUGUUAGAUAAACGAAUGUUAAAUGUUGUAUGUGUGUGAUUGUGUCUUAAAAUAAAUAUCAUGAACCUGGAAGAGCUGCCUCCCGAAAUUGUAUGGAUCAUCCUGGACAAGAUCACAGAGUUAUCAGAUCGCAAAAAUGCCUCCCUAGUGUGCAAAUCCUGGAACAGCAUGCUGCUAAACUCAUCCAAAUCUCUGCGCAAUGUUAAUUUCAGAAUCUGUUCGAAAAUUAAUAAUUUUGGACUGAUUGGACCGGAUGAGGUGUUCGAUCAGAUGUGUGAUGUGAUGUUCAAGAGCAAGCGAAACUAUGUGCAUUUGGAGUUUUUUCACAUAAAUUUUGAACAGUCGCUGGCACGGGAGUUUUUGUUUCUCACGAUUAUGAUAUGCUGUGAUUCUAUUGAAUCCUUACGUUUAACUAAUUGCCACGGAUUGUGCCGAAAUGAGUUGUGGCAAAUUUUGCAACUUUUGCCUGGCCUUCAAAGUCUUGUAAUCUCCGGGGGAAUUCAUUUCGAUGAGCUCAAUAAAGACACUCAAAUUCACAAGUUGCGAAAUUUGAAAUGUUUAACGCUCGAUGUGGGAGAUGAUUGCCGACUGUAUGUUGAUUUUAUCUCCAAUACCCCCAACUUGAAGCGGUUCAAAGUACGCACCAUUUACGGAUGCGCAGAUCUUCGAGAUAUCACCACCAUUCGCAAUCUAAGCCACCAAUUAGACACGAUUAGUUUUAUCACAAAUCGAUGCUACAAUAUGUCGGAAUUUUCUGAGAUGCAUUUUUCCAAUCUUACCAAUCUGGAACUCAAGGUAUCGGGAGCAGUUUGGCCUCAGCUGUUUAGGCAAAUGCAAAUGCUGCGAGAAUUGAAAUUGGAAGCAAAUAUUGACGAUGAAGUAAUUGCAGCCAUUUGCAGUGCAUCGGUUCGGCUUCGGAAACUGUCGCUGACUUGCUCUGGUCUUGUUGAAUGUAAAAAGUUCAAUAUGCUCAAUCGUUUGGAAGCGUUGGAAUCUUUGCACAUGCGAGGCAUUCAUAAGUUCAGCUGGCGACAUGUAUCCUUCACAAAACUGAGACAUCUACACAUCGACAAUGUUGGAACGGAUUUCACCAACUUUCUCAAGGAAAUCAACAGCCUGAGAUCUUUCGAACUCCACGAUGCUAAAUUAAAGAAUGAGCAACUAAUUAAAAUCACACUAAAUGCUCCAACUGUCGAAAGGCUGGAGCUUGCUUUUUGCACAAAAGUUAGUGACAGAGGAUUCAAGCACAUAGCGGACAUGAUCAAUCUGACGGAACUCCGGCUUUGGGGUAUACAGGUGUCUAAGAACAUCAACGAUCGCCUCGCUUGUCAGCGACUGAAGAAGAUAAUUUUCUACUUUAAUGACAAUAUCGAAGAUAGCACUCUGCACGCCAUUGCACAGAAGCUUCCCUCGUUGGAUCUGUUUGUGCUUUAUGAUUGUUAUGGAAUCAGUUUCCAGGGUGUGGCAAACCUACGCAAAGAGCUGCCCAAUUGCAACGUCUUGGAAUUGUAUCGGGGAGACGAGUUGCCCCCGGCCUUAACAGCAGAAGAACACAUCUACUACAGGAAUGCAGAGUAUCCCAACGGAGUGUUGAAGCAAGAGCUUCCCUUUCACUGGUACUAAAUGUUUCUUUUAUUUUUAUUUUUGUGCAUUUGUAUUUGUAUUGUUUUAUGUUUUUAUCUGACUAUUUGAGGAUUUAUACCAUACAUAUUACAAUAAACGAUGGUGUCAAAAGGUU